GUCACCCGGCGAACAAGUGAGCGAAAGUGUGUGAGGUGCAGAGAGUGUGUGUGUGUUUGACACAGAGUGUGAGAGAGAGAGAGAGAGAGAGAGAGAGAGUGCCGGUGCAGGAAGAGCCAGGCAGUCAGUGCAGUGUUUUUAAAGAGAACGAUACAUCCUCCCUCCUCUGCCUCUCUGCGGACUAUACCACUACCGGGGACUCACCCUUCGGACUAUUCCGCCGUUUCCGCCUCCCCGUCACUUUGAAGGGAACACCUGUGCGCGUGAGAGCCAAGACAACGGACUUAGCCCUGGUAAACAGGGCGAGUGGAUGACUUCAGUGGAUGAGGGUGUGGCUGGUGGAAAGAGGGAGACUGCUGAUCAUGGACUCCCCUCACUAGUUAACGGGGGUGGUGAGGAGGAUCAGGUUUGUCCGGUCAUCAUGUGCACGCGGACCUAUCCUGACCCCGUCCGUGAGUGCCAGCUGUUCCCUGAAGAGGUGGAGGAACCCGAGGAGGAGGUGGCAGACGAGAGCAGGGAGAGGGAAUCGGACAGAGACAGUGCUGUGGAAAGCACUCAGGGUUCAGACACCUCAGACGGGCUCACCAGACUGGGAGACAAGGAAGACACACUAGGGGAUCUAUUUUUCCCUGGAGAGAAGUGUGGUCAGACUAGUAUCUCUGUGACCUCUGACCUGUCAACGCGUUCAUCGGCUUCUCUGAACGAGGAGCAGUUUGAGGACUACGGAGAAGGGGAGGAGCCAGACUACACUCCCAGCAGCCCCUGUCCGGACGACGAGACUCGUACCAACGGUUACUCUGACCUCGGCUCAUCUGUGCCCUCUAGUGCGGGUCAGACUCCUCGUAAAGUGCGUCACCAUUACACGGGCGAACUGAUGGACGUCUACUGUUCUCAGUGCAGUAAAAAGGUCAACCUGCUAAAUGACCUGGAGGCUCGCCUCAAAAACCUCAAGGCAAACAGCCCCAACAGAAAAAUCUCCAGCACUGCUUUUGGAAGGCAGCUGCUCCACAACAGCAACCUGAGCAGCAGUAACGGCAGCACAGAGGACCUUUUCCGAGACAGCAUCGACUCCUGUGACAUCGACAUCAAUGAGAAAGUCACAUCUCUUGAGAAGAAGGUGGCAGAACUUGAGAAUGAGAUUCUGCUGAACAGUGAACUCAAGUCCAAACUGAAGCAGGAGAACACGCAGCUAGUACACAGGGUUCAUGAGCUGGAGGAGCAGCUGAAAGACCAAGAGACCCGCGCGGAACAAAAUCUGCAGGAGGGCCUGAGGCGACACAGAGAGGCCUACAGCAAGAUGGAGAGAGACAAGAACACACAGAUAGAGCUGCUGACCAACCGAGUUAAGCAGCUGGAGGAGGAGAAUAGCGAGAUGUCCCUUAACAUGAACCGACUCAAGUCGCAGACAGAGAAGCUGGAUGAGGAGAAGCAAAGGAUGACGGAUAAGCUGGAGGAUACCAGUCUGCGCCUGAAGGAUGAGAUGGACCUCUACAAGAAAAUGAUGGACAAACUGAGACAGAAUAGACAUCAGUUCCAGAAAGAAAAGGAUGCCAUGCAGGAGCUGAUAGAAGACCUUCGUCGAGAGUUGGAGCAUUUGCAACUCUUCAAGCUGGAGACGGAGAGGCCAGGCAGGAGCCGGAGCUCUUCCUCGGGGCUCUCAGACUUCAGCAACAGGAGUCGAGAGGUGGAGCUAGAGCAUGAGGUCAAGAGGCUCAAGCAGGAGAACCAGAAGCUGAGAGAGCAGAAUGAGGAGCUGAACGGUCAGAUCCUCAGCCUCAGCCUGCACGAAGCCAAGAAUCUGUUUGCCACGCAGACCAAGGCCCAGUCUCUAGCUGCUGAGAUCGAUAAUGCCUCCAGAGACCAGUUAAUGGAAGCCCUGAAGGAGCAAGAGGAAAUCAAUUUACGUCUGCGACAGUACAUGGACAAAAUCAUCCUGUCCAUCCUGGACCACAACCCCUCCAUUUUGGAGAUAAAGAACUAGCAGUGACUCAACUGGAAUGAGCAUCUUUCCUGAUCUCGGGAGAGCGAGGAUCAUUCCAGUUGUUUGAUCAGAGCCAGGUGACUGAGAGAGAGGCAGAGCCAGUCUUAUAUAAACAGACAUGCAUCGCCCCCUGCUGUUUGUACUGAGAAGAGCUUCUCUUUCAGACAGUAGAGGGGGGAUUCUGUGUUGAACAAAAGGGAGUUUUCUCAGCCAGUGAUUGUUCACUGACUGAUGGUUAUACUACUGUGACUGUUCAACUCAUUCUGUCCCGUUUUUAUUCUCUGUCUAUGCUGUGAGCUGGCGUUGAAGUCACAAGUUUGGUCUUGUGACAAAACCCAGGAAUAUUCUGCGCCCAACGUGCUUUGAAGAUUGACGCAAUUGCUUGAUGCACUACACUGGACAUGAAACCUGGAACAAUGAAACAAUGGCUGUAUCCUGAUCCAAUACUGUUUGGCAUGCUGUAGAGAGGCAAGGUGGCAAGCAGACUGUAAACCAGUGCGAAACAGACAUGAAGGCAGAUGAGUGCAAUGUGGCCUGACCUGUAAACUGCCAGUCUCCCCUAUCAUGCAGGUUCUCUGAGUGCACUUGAUGACAUAUUUGGACAAGUAUAUGUUGAAAGAAGGUUGAGAAGCAAGGCACAAGCGGUCAGAGAGAGGAAAAAGAAUGAUGCCUGAAGAGGUAGAGAUGUUACACGAUAGUCCAGGUAUGCUACCAAACCAGGUGCUACCAAAAGAGGCUUUUUGUGAAGUCGGAGAAGGUACAUUGAAGGUGAAAUUGAGGUUUUUUUUUUGUUCAUUCUUGCGCACGUCUUCCAGGAAACCUUGAAGCCACACUUGUCGGUCAGUCCAAUAAUAGUGAGUAGUGGCCCUGAAUUGGUUCGCAGAGUGUCGCUUUCUGGCGCAGAAGCUGCAACCAAGGAGUGUCUUCAAACUGUAACUUCCAUGGCUGCUAUUUGCUAGCAAAACUUGAGCUUAAUAAAAGUCACUGUUGCUGGCAGUAGACCCCAAAUGAUGUUGCACAGAAAUGUAAAGAUGUGAAUGUAUCGUAUGUGGCGGUGUGUGGUGGAGUGACUGGUAGCCAUUGUAACAUGGUUUACUGAGUCAUCUUUUUACGCUCAAUGAUUCGGAUAGCAGAUGUGAGCAUGCACAGGAGACUCACUUUUUUGGUACAACAGACGUGAUUUGUGGUCACCUACAGCACCUAGAGCAGGUUGCAGAUUGUAGUUAAAGUCCCAGUGACUCUCUGAAGCCCUCUGAUACUGUAAAUAUCAUGAAUGUAAAACUCAUUAUUACCUUUCUUUGAGGCCAAAAAAAAAAAAUUGUUUUGAAUUGAAAUUUACGACAUUUAGCAACGCAUAUACAGUAUUCAGUGCGGUUGUAUGGAGGGCAUUGUUUUCAGAGGGGAAACCAUUACGGUCUCAUGUAUUAUGUAAUUAUUCUAAACUUGAGUUUUGCUUCCUUGCACAAAAAAAAAAAAAGUUUUGUUUCCUUUUGCAUGGUCUCAUUUACUUCUGUCUGUGCCUUUUUGAAGACAUUUUUCAAGAUAAUCUUGCUAUAGAUUUUGCGCUGUUUUUUGAAGGUGCGUUCUGUGUCUGUGUAUGACAUUUUCAUGACCUGUAAAUGUUGUAAUUAUCUAGUGAUAAUUUGUAUUUUAUGUGCCACUCACCAGUCCUUUUUUCAGAUUGAUACUGAGAAAACACUUUUAUACAGAUUGAUCAAGAAACUAAUUGUUGUUGCUUAGGUGUCCUGUUUGCAGUAUAGCACAAGGCUUUGUGACGUAUACAAGCCAGUUUCUUUUUGUUUUGUUUUGAAACGCAGUGAGCAAUGAUUUUUGCGUUUUUCUGAUUUUUUUUUUUUUUUUUUUUUUUUUGGUUAAUUUUAGUAAGUCUACUGAUUUUCAGUCUGCUUUAAACUGGGUUUUUAUAUGGUUGUAAACUGUCUUCCUAACUUAAACAGUGACUUAGGAGCAAUAUUAACUUAUUACCACUACCUGCUGAUUUGUGUCUUGUUUAGCAUCUUAAACCUUUUCACUCUUUAUCUGCUUAUGUCAUUCUUAAUAUAAAGAAUUUCUAUGAUACACUGAGCUGUAAAAACUGUCACAAACUCAUGGCUUGUAGUUUUCUGUUAUUAGGACUGUCCAAUUGGAUGUAGUCAUCUUAAAUAGCAAUAAAAAUGGCUUUGGCAGUGAUGUUGCCUCAAGAAAUUUCUGUUGCUUUCGUUUGAUUUCAGUUCUCCUUAUUUGUAAUGG
Molecule: messenger RNA, 4228 nt
Organism: Archocentrus centrarchus (flier cichlid)
Lineage: Eukaryota; Metazoa; Chordata; Actinopteri; Cichliformes; Cichlidae
Gene: rab11fip4b
Product: RAB11 family interacting protein 4 (class II) b
Exons: 13
Coding region: 311-1981 (556 amino acids)
Biological process (GO): regulation of cytokinesis; endocytic recycling
Cellular component (GO): endocytic vesicle; midbody; recycling endosome membrane
Source: RefSeq, a predicted model, not a curated record